This is a messenger RNA of Ceutorhynchus assimilis (cabbage seed weevil), 711 nucleotides long. Lineage: Eukaryota; Metazoa; Arthropoda; Insecta; Coleoptera; Curculionidae. The record is from the annotation of a GenBank genome assembly.
AUGGAUCAACUUGCGAAUGAAAAUGCCUGGGCAAGCAUAUCGGCGAUUGCGGAGGUAUCAAUUGAAGACUGCAAACUUGCCUGGAAAAACGCCAGAGAGCGUUACGUAAAGGAGAGACGCCUUAGUACGAAAAUUCCUUCAGGAUCUGCUCCCUAUAUUGUGAAAUGGCCAUUUUAUUCCCUCUGUAACUUCCUAGACAAUGCAAUAAAGCAAAGAAAGUCGAAAUGUGAAAAUAUACCUACUCGCUCUCAUGCUAGCUUUGGCUUAAAAUUUGAAAAAUGUUUUAGGACGAUCGGAAACAUCAAAAAGGUAUCAGAGACAGUCGAAGAAUGGCAGGAAAUGAUUAUCGACGAAGAUGGUAAUGUCCUCCCAGCUGAAGAAGAUAAUAUAGAUAAUUAUCAGCUAGAGUCCGAUCAAGAGUUGAUCAAUAUCUCAGAACAGGAUGCACAGCCUUCAACAUCAAAAGAGUUGCCAACUACUUUGGGUGUGAAAAGAAAUCAACAGAGUCAACAACAACAAACAAUAAAAAAAUUAAGAAUUGAAAGAAACGACCACCAAAAAAAGACUAAAAAUAAAGAGAAUGCAAUUCAGUCUCUAGUAGAAAAUAAUGUAAUGGUCGGGGAAAGCAUCCAUGGACUAGUUAAAAUGUUGAAUGACGAAAAAUCAUCUGAGGUCUCGGAAGAAGACAUGUAUUUUGGCAAAUCAAUAUAG